AUGAAGAGAGGCGAAAGGAGAGGAAAAUCUACUGUACUCACCAGGACUAAACAGACACGAGAGAUCAUGGUGCUGGCUAGCGUAGUGGCCAUGGCGGCAGCGCAGGGAUACGGCGGUGGCGGCGGCGGCGGUGGUGGCGGCGGGGGGCGGUUCAUCCCCAUCGUGAAGGACGACCGAACGCAGAACGCCUACGGCGAGAACACCUUCGAGUUCGAGGCCGCCAACGGCAUCGUCCGCUACGAGUCCGGAAAAGAAGACAACGGACACGUGCAGGAGGGAGGCUGGAGGUACCAGGCGCCGGAGGGUAUCCCUGUGGAGAUCACCUUCGUGGCCGACCAGGGGGGGUACCAGCCCCAAGGGGCCCUGCUCCCUGUGGCCCCGCCUCUUCCCUACCAGAGGACGCAGUCCUUCGGAGGAGCAGCAGGAGGCGGAGGAGGAGGAUAUGCUCUACUUGGUUAUAACUUCACUGUUUAUCGUUCAUUCGGUUCAGAAUAUGUUCAUGAAACACAUACCCUCGAAUCAGUGCAUAUAACAUGCGAUCCUAUAAAUCGACUCCGCUGUCCGCCGCUGAUUGUGCCUCAAACGUUCUCAUGGUCAUGGCUCUAA
Molecule: messenger RNA, 606 nt
Organism: Penaeus indicus
Lineage: Eukaryota; Metazoa; Arthropoda; Malacostraca; Decapoda; Penaeidae
Product: pupal cuticle protein 20-like
Exons: 4
Coding region: 1-606 (201 amino acids)
Source: RefSeq, a predicted model, not a curated record